Lecanosticta acicola is the source of this 2547-nucleotide messenger RNA. NCBI's taxonomy places the organism in Eukaryota, Fungi, Ascomycota, Dothideomycetes, Mycosphaerellales, Mycosphaerellaceae. The record is from the annotation of a GenBank genome assembly.
AUGGCCAUGCGCGGGCCUAACAUCUUUGCGCAUCGCGCGUGGGACAGCUUGGGGAAUGGAGCCCUGUUCACCCAGAGAAUACGGAGAUGCGCCGUGCAGAACUGGGGCACGCGGAUGCCCGCGAGCACGAUCGGGCUCAGGGAGCGACAAGCAGCGAGCCUAACACUUCAACUACGAUGCUGCUAUACUGGCGGGACGUCCAUCAGACCGACAACAGCUCUUCUAAGGCAAUCCUUCGUAGGCAACAUUGCGCAGCGGCGAGUAUUGCAGACCUCACAAAACUUGCAUAGGCAGGUCACUGCGCAGACUGCACAGGCACUGGGAAACAAGGAGACAUCGUAUCGGGCCCAGAUCAAGCGUUCAACCGAUCCCGCCGACGUUGAAGAGGAGGAUGAGUCGCAGACGUUCAAGAAAUCCGACAAGGCAGCCAAAGCCUCUCAGGUAAAUCUUAGUGCCAGGCUUUCCAAUGCUGGACAAGAAGGCGAGGGAGCGUCAGCUGGUGGUUGGAAGGAGAUUGCUCGGCUACUGGGCAUUGCGCGACCAGAGGCCUGGACACUGGGAGCAGCCAUUGUGCUCUUGCUCAUCAGUAGUAGCGUCACCAUGACUCUGCCCUUCAGUAUUGGCAAGAUCAUUGAUGCUGCAUCGAGUGAGGAGGGACUACUCCUGGGACUGAAGCCGGAAACGUUCUUCAUCGGACUGGCAUCUUUGUUGACGGCUGGCGCGUGUGCAAACUACGGACGUAUCGUGCUCCUCCGAAUCGUGGGAGAGCGCAUUGUCACCAAGCUCCGGAGCAGCCUAUUUAGGCGCACUUUCCAGCAGAAUGCCGAAUUCUUCGAUGCCAAUCGUGUGGGUGACCUCAUCAGCAGACUGGGAAGCGACACGAUCAUCGUGGGCAAGAGCAUAACGCAGAAUGUGUCGGAUGGACUACGCUCGUUGAUCUCUGCCGCUGCCGGCCUCUCGCUGAUGGCGUAUGUCAGUGUCAAGUUGACAGGCCUUCUGGCUAUCGCCAUCCCGCCGGUAGCCAUGACAGCUUUCUUCUAUGGACGUGCCAUCCGGAGCCUGUCCCGAAAGAUCCAAAAGAAUCUGGGCACACUCACAAGGAUCGCCGAAGAGAGACUUGGCAAUGUUAGGACAAGCCAAGCAUUUGCUGGCGAGUUGCAAGAGGUGCACAGAUACAACGGCCAGGUUCGCAAGCUGUUCGCACUCGGCAAGAAGGAGGCAUUCAUCAGCGCAGCUUUCUUCUCAUCGUCUGGCUUCAUGGGAAACAUGACAUUCUUGAUGCUACUCUACGUAGGAGGCAACAUGGUAAGGGAUGGCACUAUCACUGUGGGCGACCUUUCGACAUUCCUGAUGUACACUGGGUACGCCGGAAGCAGUCUAUUCGGUCUUUCUAGCUUCUUCUCCGAGCUGAUGAAGGGAGCUGGAGCUGCGAGCAGACUUUUCGAACUGCAGGACCGGUCCCCAACCAUCUCGCCUACCAAGGGAGACAUGGUGAAGAGCGCUCGCGGAAUGAUUGAGCUCAAGGAUGUCUCGUUCGCUUACCCAACGCGGCCUGCUGUCCAAAUCUUCAACGAUCUGUCUUUUAAGAUUCCCCAAGGCAGUAAUGUUGCUAUCGUAGCUCCAUCUGGAGCUGGUAAGUCUACUGUAGCAAGUCUGCUAAUGCGCUUCUACACACCGGACAAGGGCGUCAUCACGAUAGCUGGCAAGGAUAUCAACACCAUGAACGCCAAACAGCUACGCAGAAAGAUUGGAUUUGUUGGUCAAGAGCCUGUUCUCUUCUCUGGAUCGAUUGCCGAAAAUAUCGCCUAUGGACGACCUCUUGCUUCGCGGGCUGAAAUUGUUACCGCUGCACGUCAGGCAAAUUGUCAGUUCAUUGGUGACUUCGUGAGUACUUCGAUAGCCCAUGAGGCGACGCGAGCUAACAACGGUACCUAGCCUGACGGUCUCGAGACAUUUGUGGGUGCUCGAGGUACUCAGCUGUCGGGAGGCCAAAAGCAACGUCUUGCAAUUGCUCGCGCGUUGUUGAAGAAUCCAGACAUUCUGAUCUUGGACGAAGCAACAUCCGCUCUUGACGCAGAGUCGGAGACGCUUGUGAAUCAGGCGCUGCAAGCCCUACUACGAAGUGAUAAUACGACCAUUUCCAUUGCGCAUCGCCUCUCGACAAUCCAACGCAGCGACACCAUUAUAUGCCUAAACUCCGAAGGCAGAGUCGCCCAAACAGGGACCUAUGCCGAGCUCUCCGCCGACAAAGAGGGUGCUUUCUCCAAACUUAUGGAAUGGCAAAUGAGUGGUGGCCAAACGCCGGUGUCACGACGAGACCAAACAGCAGAAGACGAUAGUCUCACAGAGGAGGAAAGAAUGCGGAUCCGAAUGGAAGAACACGACAAAAAUGACGGCGAUGCCGCUUCUGCGCCCUCAGAGGAGGAAACGCAGUGGGAAGCCGUGAAGGUGAAGGAUGGUAAUCAGAGCGCCGCGGAGAGCGUCAUGGAGAAGACCGGGAUGCGGGAUGGGGGAGUCUCCAAUCGAAAGGGAUAUAGAGGAUCAUGA